Messenger RNA from Medicago truncatula (barrel medic), 1098 nucleotides. RefSeq names its product photosystem I chlorophyll a/b-binding protein 5, chloroplastic. Gene Ontology annotation, biological process: photosynthesis, light harvesting. The transcript has 6 exons. Bases 91 to 894 code for a protein of 267 amino acids. NCBI's taxonomy places the organism in Eukaryota, Viridiplantae, Streptophyta, Magnoliopsida, Fabales, Fabaceae. Gene Ontology annotation, cellular component: membrane. The record is from RefSeq and is a predicted model, not a curated record.
AACAUAAUAAUACGUAUGUGGCUGUGAAAGAGUAGCAAUUUUAAACAAUUGAUUUGUAGUCCUGGGAUAGGAGCGGAUAAUUAGAGAACAAUGGUUGCACUUGCAGCAAUAGCAAGAAGCUUCCAUUUCCAGCAACAUUCUUUAAUCAACAGCAAUGUCAUUGGUAAACCUUCAACAGCAGGACACCACUGGCUCAGGCCUGCUGCUGCAGGAACAGGAGUCACUCCACGUUGUAAACAAAUUUGUGCAGCAGCACAACAGCGACCCACAUGGCUCCCGGGACUUGAUCCCCCAACUUAUCUUGAUGGAACCCUGCCUGGAGAUUUUGGGUUCGACCCACUUGGACUAGGAGAGGAUCCUGAAAGCUUAAAGUGGUAUGUGCAAGCAGAGUUGGUUCAUUCUCGCUUUGCAAUGCUUGGGGUCUUGGGAAUUUUAGUCACAGAUCUACUUCGUGUCGCAGGAGUUAAUAGCAUACCAAUUUGGUUUGAAGCUGGUGCAGUAAAAUACGAGUUUGCCAACACAGGGACGCUCGUUGUUGUUCAACUACUCUUGAUGGGGUAUGCUGAAACAAGAAGGUAUAUGGAUUUUGUCAGUCCUGGAUCUCAAGCUAAAGAGGGUUCCUUCUUUGGAUUGGAAGCUUCACUUGGAGGCUUAGAGCCAGGGUACCCUGGGGGUCCUCUGCUAAAUCCUCUUGGCUUAGCUAAAGACAUUAAAAGUGCUCGCGAAUGGAAGCUUAAAGAGAUCAAGAAUGGGCGACUUGCAAUGGUAGCAAUACUUGGUAUCUUUGUACAAGCUUCAGUGACUCAUGUUGGACCAAUUGAUAACCUUGUUGAGCAUCUCUCCAAUCCAUGGCAUAAAACUAUUAUUCAGAUCCUUGCAAGUUCUAGUUCUUAAUUCUGACACAAGUACGUGUAUUAGUCUUAUGGAACUUGGACUGAUCCAUAAAACCAAAUUCUUUCUUUAAGCUUUGGAAGGUGACUCAAAUUCCGAUCCCUAGAAUGUUUUCCCCUUUUAAGUUUUCAUUUACAGUUGAUAUAUUAACUAAAUAACAAACUUGUGUAACUAAUAAUUUUCCAACAUCGUGAUACUUACUUUUCA